AUGCAAUUACGUUAUGGUGAAGAUGGACUGGAUGGUAUGUGGGUUGAAGAUCAAAAUUUACCGGCUUUAAAACCAAAUAAUAUGUUGUUUGAAAGAGAGUUUAAGUUAGAUUUGAGCAAUGAAAAGCAGCUGCGAAGAUUGUACACAGAAAAUGUUAUCAAACAAAUUACGAAUUCUGCUGAAGCUCUUAAGAUUGUUGAGGAUGAAUGGCGACAGCUUCAAAUAGAUAGACAAACACUUCGACAAAUUUUUCCAAGACCAAGUGUCAAAAUUUAUCUUCCAUGUAAUCUAAAUCGUUUUAUCAAAAACGCACAAAAGAUUUUUCACGUUAAUCUUAGACAACCUGUCGAUUUGAGUCCGAUUAAAGUAAUCGAAGGUGUGCGUGAUCUUUCCAAGAAGCUUGUUAUUGUUUCGGGAGAAGAUUCAAUCAGUAAACAGGCACAAGAAAAUGCCACAAUUCUGAUGAACAUUUUAUUGCGAUCGAUGUUAUGUUCACUCAAAAUGGCCAAACAACAUAAACUCAAUGAAGAGGCUUUUGAGUGGCUUCUUGGAGAGAUUGAGACACGGUUUUGUACAGCAAUAGUUCAGCCGGGUGAGAUGGUCGGUGCUUUAGCUGCACAAAGUUUGGGUGAGCCUGCAACACAAAUGACUUUAAACACUUUUCACUACGCUGGUGUCUCUGCUAAAAACGUUACUCUUGGUGUGCCGCGUCUUAAGGAAAUUAUUAACGUUUCGAAGAAGCCGAAAACUCCAUCUUUGACUGUUUUUCUAAAGGGUCUUGCUGCUAAAGACGCUGAGAAGGCGAAAGAUGUGCUGUGCCGUUUAGAACAUUGUACUUUACGAAAAGUGACAGCUAACACUGCAAUUUAUUAUGAUCCUGAUCCUCGGAAUACUUGUAUUGAAGAAGAUCAAGAUUGGGUUAACAUCUUUUAUGAGAUGCCUGAUUUUGAUCCUUCAAAUGCUUCGCCUUGGUUGCUUCGUCUUGAACUAGAUAGAAAAAGAAUGGUUGAUAAGAAGCUUUCCAUGGAAGCAGUUGCUGAACGAAUAAAUCAAUCAUUCAAAGAUGACUUGCAAGUUAUAUACACAGAUGACAAUGCAGAUAAACUUGUUUUCCAUUUGCGGCUUAGUAAUGCAUCUUCGGAUAAGGAGGGCGAGGAUCAAUUAGAUAAGAUGGAAGACGAUCAAUUACUGCGAGCUUUGGAGCAAAAUAUGCUUAGUGAUCUUACUCUUCAAGGAAUUGAAUCAAUAGUUAAAGUUUAUAUGCACAAACCAAUGACUGAUGAUAAAAAACGAGUAACAAUUACAUCAGAGGGAGAGUUUCAUAUGCAUCCCGAAUGGUUACUUGAAACUGAUGGAACUGCUUUGCUUAAGGUGCUUGGAAUCGAGGCUGUUCGUCGAGCAAUUGAACGCGAGAUGAAUCAAGUAAUUUCUUUUGACGGUUCUUAUGUGAACUAUCGACAUUUGGCGUUGCUUUGUGACGUUAUGACUGCUAAAGGUUAUUUAAUGGCAAUUACUCGACAUGGAAUUAAUCGACAAGAAGUUGGUGCGUUGAUGCGAUGCUCAUUCGAAGAAACUGUUGAUAUUCUUAUGGAAGCAGCCGUUCAUGCAGAAGUUGACCCCGUUAAAGGUGUUUCUGAGAAUAUUAUGUUAGGACAAAUGUCCAAAGCAGGGACUGGAUGUUUCGACAUGGUUCUCGACUCUGAAAAAUGCAAAUUAGCUAUGGACAUUCCUGGAAAUCAGAUAGGUGCUUAUGUUGGAGGAGGCGGCUUCUAUACAGGACAUGAUGGACUUUCCUCGCCUUCUAGCUCCGCAAUGAGUCCGGCUGCAACGCCUUGGAAUGCAGGAGUAACACCUUCCUAUUCUGGUGGGUGGAGUCCUAUUGGCAAUGCAAUGACUCCGGGUGUGGCUUUCUCUCCAUCGGCUGCUUUCUCUCCAGCAGUUGGAGGAGCUUUUUCACCGGCAACUGCUAGCCCAUCAUAUAGCGCUUCACCAUCUUAUAGUGCUCUUCAAAGCCCAUCUUAUAAUCCAUCGUCUCCUCGUUAUCUUCCAGCAAGUCCACAAAUGAGUCCAUCAUUGGCUUCUCCACGUUAUUCGCCAUCAAGCCCUUCGUAUAGCCCAACAUCACCAUCAUAUUCACCAACUUCACCUUCGUAUUCGCCAACUAGUCCUAGCUAUUCGCCUACCAGUCCAUCAUACAGUCCAACAUCGCCAAGUUACUCUCCCACUUCACCGAGCUAUUCACCUACAUCUCCCAAUUAUUCUCCUACAAGUCCUAAUUAUUCUCCGACUUCUCCACAAUAUUCACCAAGCUCUCCUCGUUAUUCUCCUACAAGUCCACAGUAUUCUCCAACAUCACCGCGUUAUUCACCUUCUUCACCUCGAUAUAGUCCUACUUCACCUCAAUACUCUCCUACAAGUCCUCAGUAUUCGCCAAGCAGUCCUCAGUACAGUCCAGCCUCUCCUCAAUAUUCGCCAACAUCUCCACAGUAUACACCAACAAGCCCGCAGUAUACUCCUAGCAGCCCACAGUAUAGUCCAAGUUCACCGCAAUAUUCACCGUCGAGCCCACAAUAUAGCCCUAGCUCGCCACAAUAUUCUCCAUCAUCACCGCAAUAUUCUCCAUCGAGUCCGCAGUACUCACCUACUUCUCCACAAUAUUCUCCAUCGUCACCACAAUAUUCACCGUCGAGUCCGCAGUAUAGCCCAAAUUCGCCACAGUAUUCUCCGUCAAGCCCGCAGUAUUCGCCGGCUUCACCUCAAUAG
Messenger RNA from Meloidogyne enterolobii, 2763 nucleotides. The record is from the annotation of a GenBank genome assembly. Lineage: Eukaryota; Metazoa; Nematoda; Chromadorea; Rhabditida; Meloidogynidae.